AACUAAAGUUUAACAAUUUUUAAUUCAUUUCACAUGUGUUCAUCAUCCUAUACAUUUUAGAUGAUAAAAACAAUAAAUUGUAAGUUUUAUUCAUUUCUAAUUCAAAUUACUAUAUAUAUUUUUAUAAAUAGAUAUAAUAUUGUAAUAUAAAUAGUAAAUACAAUGUUAUUUGUUUAAAAACCCGGGCGUAGCCCGGGCAAGAUCUCUAGUGUUCAUAAAUAACUAAUUCCAAAGAAAAUUAAACAAAGUAUUCAAUUUUAAUCUGAAAAGUAAACCUUUCUAGAAAUAUAUCAUUCUUGAAUUAGUUCUGUAUAAUAUACCAAACGUGUGAAAUGUCGAUUGUUUCUUCAUCACUAAGGUAUUACAGACGUUUGGCUAUUUAAUCUCGAGAAAAAAUAUUUUUAUUUUUGCUAUACGGACCCCAAACCAGCAAUGGUGCCCCACAAAAUAUUUCUUGCUUUUACAAAGUUGGCUCUACAAGUUUUCAAACCCGCCAUAGUGCAACAUGACUCAAAAGCUGCUUAUACAGUAUAAUAUACGGUUGUAUACCGUAUUUUAAAGUGACUAAAAUACCCCUGUUUAUUUGUCCAUAAAUAUCAAGCUCCAACAAUGCAAUUCUUCCCUUUUCCCCUUCUAAUCUCUCUCAUCUCUCUACUAGGAAAAAAUAAGCAAUUAUGUUGUCCACUGUACCGGCCUUUUCCAUGUCUGAACCGGGUUUAGUUAAUCAAUUUCAGGGAUUCCAAACCGGGUUCACUCCUUGGGAAUGGGACUGCUCUGAUCUCUUUUCCGUUAACCAGCUGUCUCUUGAACCGGCCGUUCCCAGUCCAUGUUUUGCUGAAUCCGACUCUGGUCUCGUCAAAAUUAAAUCUGGUUUUGAUGACAUCAAACCCGGUUCUGAUGAAAAUUAUACCGGUUUCAUCAAAACUAAACCCGGUUUUGACGAAGCCCAAAGUUCCCACGGCGUACCAGAUGAACCGGACUCGGACGACCCAAAACAAUGGACAGCCAUCGUGAGUUUACACUCGGGAGAGCAGAAUCAUAACCGGAAUAAACUAAUUCAACCGGAGAUGACCGAGGAGAAGAAGAGGAAGAGGAUGGAAUCGAACCGGGAAUCAGCGAAACGGUCGAGAAUGCGUAAACAAAGUCACAUUAAUAACUUAAGGAACCAAGUAAACCAGCUCGACAUGGAAAACCGUGAGCUCAAGAACCGGCUCCAGUUACUUACAUACCAGCUUCAACGAGUGAAUACAGACAACAUCCAGCUCGUGGCGGAACAAGACAUUCUCCGGUUAAGAUUGUCGGAGAUGAGGCGGAUCCUGAUGAUCAGACGACAACAACAAUGGGAACUCAAUAACCGGAGAAUGAUCAUGACUGAACAAAACCCAUCUACGAUCAUGGAUCAUAUGAUAUAUAUAAGUAAAUAAUAAAAACAAAAAAAAAUUAGAACGAUACCAUCAAUCUCUUUCUUUGUCUCUCUAUCUCUCUAUGUAAAUGACAUUGAAGGUUAGGGCAGAGGAAAAGAAAGUUUUCGAGAAGGAGAAGAAGAUGAAAAAGUUUUAUUUUUUGUAAUCUUUUUUUUUUCCACUCUCGUAGGAAGUGAUCGUUGUCGUGUUAUGAUAAAUAACUAAAAGAGUUAUCACA
Brassica napus (rape) is the source of this 1641-nucleotide messenger RNA. Its product is annotated as basic leucine zipper 63-like. NCBI's taxonomy places the organism in Eukaryota, Viridiplantae, Streptophyta, Magnoliopsida, Brassicales, Brassicaceae. Gene Ontology annotation, cellular component: nucleus. The transcript has a single exon. Gene Ontology annotation, molecular function: transcription cis-regulatory region binding; DNA-binding transcription factor activity. Bases 675 to 1424 code for a protein of 249 amino acids. Gene Ontology annotation, biological process: positive regulation of DNA-templated transcription. The record is from RefSeq and is a predicted model, not a curated record.